AUGGCGGUUCGGCAGAUCCACCGCUCCCCGCUGCUCGGCUUCUUCUUGCUGUUCUUCGUCCACCUCCUCGGCAUUGAUGCCUCCGUUCACGACUACGCCGCAGAGAAGUUAGUCGCCAAAGGCAAUGCCUUCGUCUUCCACGGCGGAAGCGAGGGGCUCUACGCCUCCGUCCUCCAGCGAGAAGAAGGCAACGGCAGCUCUCCGGCCGCCGGCAGUGGCGACUCCUUCAUUAGGUAACUCAUUAGAUCACUUUUAACUCCACCUCUGCACGCAAUGUGGACUCGCUCUCUAUCCCCUGGAUCUGCCGAGCUCAAGUUGGAUUCGGCAUCUCCGGUUCCAUCUCCAGAUCUGUGGACCUUGAGUCGGAUUCCGCUCCUCGGGGUCUCUGCAUGGAUCUUCGGGCCUUGCUUUGGAUCCCGCGAUCCUUUUUGAGCUUCUGAGACUGCACUAGGAAUUUGUUUGGUUUCACCUCUGACGGAGGAGAAAUGCUGCAGAGCGGUACUCCGCCCUUGCUGCAUCUUUUGAUUAUCUGAUGAGAUCUCCAAUGACGUCUGCUUCUCCUACUAGUUUUCCAUUCUCCAUCAUGAUCUUUUCUAGAGCUCUCUUUCCAGUUCCUUUUCAACGUCCUAGGGAUGCUUUCCGAAGAAUUACCCGCAAAUGUUGCCGGUGACAUCUGUUGCAUUUUUCUUUUUUUUUACCCCAUCAUUUUAACGUAGAUUCAGCCACCUACACUCAUUAGGAUAGCUAUUUUUUUUUGUAUUUAUUUUAAGUCUGAGAAUUUCCUAUUUAAUUGGAGAUGCCAAAGAAAAAGCGGGAGUCAAUGAUUUUGCAAUUAUAUGAAAAAAAAAUAGACUCUUGUGCGUCUAAAUCUUGAGCUGAACCUCACCCACGUCUACAUCCAGCUUUGAGUCAAUCACAUUCAGGAGACCAAUGGAGGCCGCUGCAUCAAGCAAAGGAGAUGACACCAAGAUAGUCCAGGCCAUCAUAUUCGAAGUUGAUGACAGAGAAAUCAUUGGUGGGUCAGCAUAUGGCGGGCAAAGAGCGGUCUGCUGUACGCCCGACCUGGCGAAGCUAGGUGCCUGUGUUGAGGGUACAGUUAUCCAUCGGCCCUCAACACAGAACCCUGGUUGGCCAUGGGUGUUGCAGGCAUCAUUCAAGGGAAAUGAACAGGUCGCUACAUUGCCAUCCCAGACGAUACAUAUAACGAGAACCGGGAUGUAUAACGUCUAUUUCGUCCACUGUGAUCCCAGUAUGAAGGGUGUGACCGUGGAGGGGAAGACGGUUUGGAAGAACCCCGGUGGGUAUCUUCCAGGAAGGAUGUCCCCUCUCUUGAAGUUCUAUGGGACCAUAUCGCUUUUCUUUGUGAUCUUGGGGAUCUUCUGGUUCUCCCAGUAUGCAAGAUUCUGGAGAGAGAUUCUCCCGCUUCAGAAUUGCAUCUCUCUAGUGAUCAUCUUGGGCGCUUUAGAAACUGCGAUUUGGUAUUUUGAGUAUGCGGAGCUGAACAGGACCGGGCUUCGACCCACUGGAGUCACGAUUUGCGCAGUGACAGCUGGUGUUGUGAGGAGAACAGUCUCACGCAUCCUCAUCCUCGUGGUUUCCAUGGGCUUCGGUGUGGUGAAGCCCACACUGGGUGGCCUCACUUCCAAGGUGAUCAUGCUUGGGGCCACAUUCUUCCUCGCCUCCGAGGUGCUCGAGCUGGUGGAGAACGUCGGCACCAUAAGCGAUCUUUCAGGAAAGGCAAGAUUGUUCUUGGUUCUUCCAGUGGCCAUUUUAGAUGCCUUCUUCAUCCUCUGGAUAUUCACUUCUCUCUCUACAACACUCGAAAAGCUCCAGGUAUUUAUUCUCUGUCAUCAUUCCUUCCACAUAAUCUCUGUUGCAUGGAUCAUUCUGCCUCAUCUUGAUGACAACAGGCCAGGCGCUUGCUGCACAAGCUAGACAUUUAUCGAAAAUUCACCAAUGCAUUGGCGGUGACCAUCAUCAUGUCAGUUGGUUGGCUCGGAUAUGAGGUAACGAAUGUUCAUCGGGUUCUGCCCAGAUUUCUUGCGAUCUGGGAUUUUUUUAUGGCAAUAUAAUUCCGACGCUCCGGUUUUAUGUCCAUAGUUUUUGGGGAAAUUGAAAGAAUUUAAGGUGUGAUCGAACGCAUCUUCGCAGAUUUAUUUCAAGUCAACCGAUGUGUACAACGAGCGGUGGCAGAAUGCGUGGAUUAUUCUAGCCUUCUGGCAUUUUCUGUCCUUCUCUCUCCUCUGCAUUAUCUGCGCCCUCUGGGCGCCAUCUCAGAACACGAUGAGGUGAGAUCCCUCUGAGCCUCUCCUCCCUGGAUUUCUUCCUCUCUCUCUAGAACUGAAGUCAACCCGCCGCCCCAUCUGUCAGGUACGCCUUCUCAGACGAGGGCGGUGAGGGCUUUGACCAAGAGGAGGCUUCACUCCUGCAUUCAAAAGAAACCUGGAGUUCAUCCUCCCCGGACCUGAAAGCUGCACUGGCCAUUGACGUCGCUGCUGCCGCUCCACCUGAAGAAGACAAGAGAGAGUAG
Spirodela intermedia is the source of this 2530-nucleotide messenger RNA. The record is from the annotation of a GenBank genome assembly. NCBI's taxonomy places the organism in Eukaryota, Viridiplantae, Streptophyta, Magnoliopsida, Alismatales, Araceae.